Amoebophrya sp. A25 is the source of this 8672-nucleotide messenger RNA. The record is from the annotation of a GenBank genome assembly. NCBI's taxonomy places the organism in Eukaryota, Dinophyceae, Syndiniales, Amoebophryaceae.
UAGAGCAACAAGUUGUAGCAAAAAUAAAAUAAAAUAUUUCCGAUGAGAGUGUUGAGCAAGCAAAAGCAUCUUGUUCUUUUUGCAGUUGUUUCUAUCAUGCACGACUAAACUACAUGUACAAGAAGAAGAGAAGAUGAGCCGUUCUUUCUGAAGAUAUUAAGGCGGAAGUAGAAGCGGCUAAGUGAGCGUAGAAGUAGAUCUUUUAGCAGUGGUUGUACCAUCGCUAAAAGUGGUGGACCGAAAAGCAGGAUCGCACCAAGAGUUGCAUUAGCGUCGUGGGCCGUGGCGCUGAAGCCGUAUUUGUCACGGCGCUUAAUCCACAGUGAGAAACGUCAACAGUGUAGUUGAACGUGGCCGCAUUUUCAUCAAACAGAACGAAUCACACUACUCCUCACUUCCUACUACUUACUCCGGCCGCAGAGCACGACCAACUACGCUGGUAACCUACUACGCAACUACUACGAGGACCAACGAAGGAGAACAAUGGCACAGGAAGAGGACAUUGCGCUCUUACGCGAAAAGCUGACGGCGCUUCUUCGGCGACUGAAAGUGACAGACGCCGAGGCGGACACCUAUGCUGGAUCGAUUAUAGGUGCAAAGAAAAAGCCGUCGAGGACGUGCCUGCGCGCUGUCGCGAAGUGGUUCUUUAUGGCUGUGCUAGUGUUUCUGGAUCAAUUUGAUUAGGGUUAAGACUCUGCAGCCUGAGGCCUUUGGUGGGAUGGCACCUGCAUGGGUAGAAAAUACAGAAUCAACGCGCGACCCAAGAUGGGUGCAACGCUUAGCACUAUACCUUGCCUGUCAGUUCACUCCUUUCAUAUUAGGGGAGGACUGCAACAACGGCGCAGACCUUUGCGCGAAGCUUGCAGACCGAAUCGAUUCAGAGACCUGGUUGAAGGACACGCCAAACGAGGUGCGCAAGGUUAUCGCGCGCGACGAGGCUGCAGGCAGGUCCUUCCUCGAUAUCGCUGAAGCCCUUGCGCGCGUCGCACUCUACGGCGAGCAGUGCUUCCCAGGCGGAAAAGUAUGGCGUGAUGUAACUUGUUUCCCACUCCCCGCGCAUUAGAAUAAAGCGCAUCGCAGCAGGCGUGACCCUGUGCGCCUACAAGUAAAACAGGGCACACCAAUAGCAUACGCAUUAUAAUCAGGAAAGCUACUUUCGCCCUCACUCUGCUCUAAUCCAAAAUCUUGAGAGGACUAUGGCAAGCGUCAUAGUGCCUGCGUUCCAGCAGUCGACGGGAAAAGGAGGAGGAAAAGAGGGAAAAGAGCAAGCAGUACCACCGCAGGAGAUGGGCAUGAAAGGUGGCAAAGAUAGUAUAGGUUGCACCAAAGACGGAGGAGGGAAGGCCAUUGGCGGUAAAGAUGGAAGUGGAAAAGAUGCCGGUGAGGAGGUGAAACGUGGAGAAGGUGACAAGUCUUUCGAGGAGAUUCUGGCGUCGAAAGGCAUGAAAAUGGGCCCGAAAGGCGAAGUCUGUCGGAUAGAAGGAAAAUUCGGCGCGAAGGAUGGAAAAGGUCCAGCUUUUUCCCUUCUUUCUUUGUGGUUAUCAUCGGCAUCACGAUUAAGUAUCACAAAGAGGGAGCUCGCACUGAGGUGAACAUACCUGCUCGCUUUUUCUGCGCGACUGAUUCUCAAUCACAUCAAACUAACAGGUAAGAAAGACGGCUUCCCGGGUGACGUGCUCCAAACUACUGGAGCAGGGAGCAAAGCUCAUGGCGCUGGCAAAGGCGGAAAGACGGACGGCAAAAAUAUGUAUGGAAAAGAUCACGGCAAAAAAGGCGGAGCGAAAGGAGGUGGAAAAGAUCGGAGCCAGAUCCGUCCCGUGGAUCGGGGGAUAACUUUGGACAGCAAAGACCAGAAACGAAAGGAGCUUCAGCAAGCUCUACUUUUACGGGAGCUCGUCUUUUAUUUUUAACUAGGCCACGACUUGUUUAGUUGUACGCUGCGCAUUGAUAUCCUUGUAGUUGGGUGAAAAAUAGAUUAGAUAUUUAUACUAUAGGUCCUCCAGGAUGAGGUUGAGGAUGAGUGAAUUGACGCUGAUGGAAGCCUCCACCCGCCACAACUACUUACGAAAUAUCCACAACAAGACUUCAACUCUCGAGAACAUCACCUACGAUACUACUACUGAGUUAAACUGUUACCGCAGAUCGAUUUAGCCCUCCCUUCUAAUCUCAAAGUGCCUGUCUGACACGCAGAUGCAGAAGAUCUGGAUCAAAUUCGACGAGGACGGAAGUGGCGGAAAGGAUACUUUGGAGAAUAUCAUUGGACGCAAAGAAGAUAAGGGAAUCUGGGACAUCAUCCGGAGGAGUAUCUUAAGGCGUCUGCUGUUUGUGUUUUUUCAUGGUGCUUGGCGAUCUUUCCGCUGCGCUUCCUUCGAUCUUUUUGAGUCAUUGUUUACCCCUCGUGUAACAAGUUCUUUUUUUGUAUUGUAAGAAAGCCGACGUCGCCGCUGUCAUAAGCAGUAGCUUAAUAGCCUGAAGCUCAAGUACCCGACAGCAGUCAAAUCGGUAUAGAAUUUUAUGUCGCUGCUCCUGUGCGGGUGCCAUCAAUGGGCACCUUCGUAGCGUUUCUAACAUUACCUGAGCAACUCUCGAAGGCUGUCGCCGGAGGUCGACAGGGCCGAACUCAAAAGCUUCGCGAGCCGUGCGUUCUAGAAAUGUGCCAAAAAGUACUGGACAAGUGCGCCAACGCACUCAGCGCCGAACGGUCCGCGCUCUUGAAUACGGCUCAUCUUUUUGAUCAUACUUGUGCUUUUGACAAAAUGGGUAACUGAUAUAUAACUCUUGGCAUAUUUCCUUCUGCUCUAAGAUGAAGACACCACUACAAGCUCAAGAUUGGACUUCGCCUUGGAGGCCGUUUUUUCUAGCAUGCCUCACCUUCGCAGAGAAGCUCCCGCAAAGCUCGGGAGUCUCGGUGGAAAAUAAAAGAACAGACUGCGAAAGAUGGAUCGAAAAGUUUGUCGUUAUGAAAGAAUACGCACUAAGUACUUAGGAGCUGUGUGAGGCUUUUUCUCACUAUUAGUUGAGGGAUAGUCAAGGUCAACAGGGUCUGAGGGCAGCACUCGCUGAAGGGUUGCUCACUAUUAACCACGUAUGCAUCAUAUCUUCUCAACCUUUCUAACAUGAUGCGCGAGCUCUAUCGUCCCAUUGAUCGUGGUAAGUAAGUAUGCUAACCUUGAGACAGACAACAUCGACAUCACUUUUAUUGCUCGACAUGGUCUUCGUCGAGAUGAAUCUAAUGCCGCCCCAGGCGGAGAGUUGUGGGUUGGUACUGGCAACGUCGCGAAGGCGCUGCGCUCCCUCCUUUCUUUCUGUCUCGCGCGUGUAAGCAUUUACACGACAGAGGAGCUGGGCGGUGCCAGCACAGAAAGAGAGCCGAAGGCGAUUGAGUCUUUUUCGAGUGCUUUCAAGGAGCGGAGAAGGAUAUGGCGGAAGGAGGUUGAAGAGAGAGCCGAAAAGCAAAAGGAGCAGAUAGAGCUAGAGGCUGAAGAUACGACGAUGAGAAUGGAGGUUGAAGAUGCAUCUGGAUCUGCUCAAACUCCUGUAGCCGAAGCACUUCCACAAAAGCCUGCCGAUCCUGUAGCGUCUUCGAUGUUAUGGCAGCGUGGUUCUUGAUCUCUUAUAACUCAUUGCGAUGUGCAUAAUCAAUGAAUAUAUUUCUACUGGCACGGAGUCACUAACUACUCCUCUUUGAGCCAGACUCGUGAUUUCUUUCCUUUUUCUGGUUAAGACUAAGUGACAACUUCUCCACUUGAUCUCUAAUCCACCGGAUGUACUACCAAGAGGUGCUAGAAGAUGUUUACGAAGGCGAUGGGCGUCGAGGGCUGUCGGGAUUGGACAGUGGCGAACUCCUCAAAUUUUGUGAUCUUGUUGUAAGGGCCUACUUUGAAGCCGAACACGCAGAGACCAAGCGAAGUGGUGUUUCCUCAAUGACUCGACGAGAACUCCAGCUGCACAAGAAAGGAGAAUUGCAGCGUGAGGCGGUUACAACCUUCGUAGAGGCACUAGAAAGACGACCGCUACGCGCCACCGUGAAGGGUCUGGAGGAGAGAGAACGAAGGAUCUUGCAAGCCAGACUCAGUCUAAGGCUAGUCUCGAAGUAAUCGAAAACUUAAAAAAUAAGCGAGUAGCUACCUGAAAUUAGAGAGGCGCUACACCGUUCCUCUUUCAGUAUCUCGGUUAUUCAAAGUAGUAACUUGCUUAUUUCAGUUUUUCGUAUAGGUGUUUCCUUCGUAAACUUAGUUUUUCACAGGUUCAGACCACGCGUCGUCGUUAUUGUUUUAUACAUCUGUGCGUCUCGUACUCGUCAGACUUCAGUGACAAAUCGAUGCCACUCAUUGGAGCAUUUGAAUUCGAUAAAGCUACUUCUAUAUUCAUUUUUGGUACAGAAUCGCUAUCAUCAUGAUCAGCUUGCUGGAAGAUGCAACGUCUAGUCUUCUUCUUCUAACUCAGGAAUCCAAAUUUCUCCGCGUCCGGGAAGGCCUCGAUACUUUUCGUACCUUUGAAAAGCUGCGCGACUGUGUGGACAAUCGCGCAAAGAUCGACAAAAAACGUAUCGGGGUCAUGCUUUCCUUUGAUAGCUUUGAAGAUGGCAGAGCUUCGUCUGCGGAAGAAGCGACUGCGCUGAUGCCGUUCUGGAUUUUUCGCCUGUUGAACAGCAUGGCGACGCAGCAUCGCCGGUCGCUGCCCGAAGUAGGUGAAAAGAGAGCCCCGCUGGAUGAGACGAUCCGACAAUGGCGAAAACUCUACUUCCGCUCCAGCUUCCACGAGUGGCGUGGAUCUCAAAUCACCCAGCUAGAACGCAGAAUGGCGCUGCUGAACCGAAGUAACAAGCCAAAGCGAUGCUUUGAGGAAAAAUUGAGCAUCUAUAUUACGGAGGGUGUGUACUAGUUCUUCUAAUUAAGUCGACAGCGUAGCUGCGCCUCUUACUUUUUUCAAAGACGGAACUUAAACAUCAUUAAUUUUAAUCAUAUGUUGUGCACAAAAACAAAUCAAUCAAUCGGUCGUUCUGCUUUAUCUGACUGUUGUUCUUGUUCAUACGUCAUAGUUUCUUGGCUGCAGGCAGAUUUCUAUGUAUACUUUCUAAUCUUUGCUAUUGCGAGGACAUUUUCUGCUGUUGUUGCGGUAGUUACGAUGGCACGGGGCUCCCGGAUCGACGUGCCUUAGCCUUAUUGUGCUUUGUCGGUUGGAUGUACUAUGCCCCAGACCUUGCGGAGCAAGUCGACUACGACGUGGAGUGCAAAGAACUGAGUGCCCUCGUUGGAGAGGGAGAAAGCUAUGAUAGUGUUGUGUACGAUCGCAUCUGGAACAUCAUAUCGCUAGAGCUUUGCGCGGAUUCUCCUUCAGAAACUCUUUCGGCCCAGGAUGGCCCAAGCUCACUAGCUGCAGCGGCAAAUCUGCGUGAAUUCUUCAAGGAGUUUCACGGCUUUGAUCGUGAGAGGUCAGAAAUGAUACCAGACACUGAGGACCCGAGGAGGCGACGAGUGGAGGAAGUUGAGCGGACAGACCUGCGGUCGGAACUCCCUACAGCAGCAUCGACUAAUGAUCUGCCGGAUUGCUGGCUUGAUGACGUAUUACAGCUGUACAACUAAAUCGUUGAUGCCUGCUAGUGAUCAUAUUCAUAAAAUACUCGAAAAACGGAACAAAUAACCGAGUUGCUGACUGAAAUAAGGGAGUACAUCGCGAUAAGCUUACAGUACAUUGUGAUAAGCUGUAAAUCGCUAGCAGUGCAUCGUGAUAAGCUUACAUGUAAUAUCAGCAUUUUUUUACUCGUAUCCUUUUCAUUACUGCAAGUAGAUAAUCAGUUGUUGUAGAUUUUUAUAGUAGAACAUUUCGUAAGAGGGAUGUUGGAUGGCAUGGAUUGCAUGGCAUGGCAUGGCAUGCAUUGCAUGAGCCGAGGGGGUCAGUAUACGACCUCCUUAUGGGAGCGACACGGGGGCGAAGACUCAGGGCGCGACAUAGGGGGGCCACCGCGUUGCUGUCUGUUUUGCUUCUUGCGUUUGUCUUUGCGCAGCCCGCCUUCCUCAUCUUCAGCCACCCCCUUCUCAGCGCGGCUGGACACGUAAAUAAUCAGUUGUUGUGGAUUUUUAUAGCACACGAAACUGAGGACUCUUACUAUUUAAUAACUUCUCUCAGUCCCUAUUAACCUCAUGUGCUUUCGCGAUUGAAGUGAUUACGUUGGUACCCAUUCGCACUCAUCAGGCACGGAAAAUCUUCGCAAAGAGAUUGGGGAAAGACGACUUUAAGCCAGAGCAUCACGAGUUUGUCGAGGCGGCGCUUCGCGAAGUUUUCUAUCGCAAUGGAAACCAGAUGAAGUCGCCUGGUCGCCCUGGCGUUCAUAACCAGAAUACAGCGCUUCUUCUUAUGUGUCGUAGUGUCGUGUCUUUCCUUCGUAGUUUUUGAUUUUGGCAUGUUGAGACGCGGUUCAACUUGUAGUGAACGUACAACUGCAUGAUCACUAUGUUGAUCUUUUACCCAUUUGACAUUCAGCAUGAUAAUUGUAGUCGUGAGCCCAUCUUUCGUUUUUAUUACAACGACUGAAUGGUUUCGGUAUUUGGUAACCUGAACUUGAUCACAGGAGGCAUUCUCUUCUUGUUUUCCCUUAUGAUCAAAAUCAGGGUACCAAAUACGAAUACCAAAACAAUACAACGACAGUGACCUCUAUUGUUUUGUUCGCAAAGUCAACCUCUAUCGCUCACUGCUGUCUUAGUCUACUUCCCUUCCUGUACCAUUUUCAUUCACCUUGGUCCUUGGUGGCACAUUGGGACUGCGAAGCGCAAAAGUGGACUGAAAGUCACCAAAGCUACAGAGGAAAUGCCGAAUUUGUAUACGAUUUUAGGUCUCGUGCGGCCACAGGAGUGCGAUAACAUUAACGUCAUUGUCAAUUUCGGCAUCAAGACGAAAGUCCAUGUUGACGGCCUCAACAAGCAGGAGAGCUGGAUAGUCAGCUACGGCAAGUAUAAACUGGGCUUACUUUUGGUUUUGCGACUACAACUUAGAAGAAUGCGCAUAGGAGUCAGUAGGACGCAAACAAGACCUUGGUGUCGUUUUUUUAGACGAGAAGACAUUUGCUGUUGCUCUUUCAGUCUCGAUUCGUCUGGGCGUUUUUUUACCUUAAUCGAUUAUCAGUUGCAAGCACCACCACCACAUUUACUUAAAUACUUGACCACUCAAUCUUCAAUCGACUUUCUUCAUCGGCUUACUCCCGCCUCAUCUACUAAGUAAGUGUAAAUAAUACCCUCUCGUCUCACCCACAUCCACCAGUUUUGACUUUUCCGAGCAUAAGCGUGGAGACCUGUGGAUCCGGUCAACUGCUCAUGGCGAUCAGGAUCGAAAACAUAGAAUGAUAUGCCCAGAGAACAAGAAACUUUAUGGCGAUGACUAAAACUACUUCGGUCAUGAUCGCUAUCAGAACUAAUCUCUACGGGCACUACUAACAGUACUGUCAUCAGGGAUCCACACGGGUAGGUCUGAAAACUUCAUGAUCAUGAGCAUCUUGGCUAACUUUAGACUUCGUCGUCCUCUUAUUGUUGAGCACCAUUCAAUUUCAACUCCCCUUCUAAUCCGCACAAGCGCUGAAAUACAAGGCAGGUGAGGAAUUACCUGGAAAGGUUGUGAAUAUCAAACGCACGUGGUUUCGAUUUGAUGCGCGAGAGGUUCACAGCACACUGGGAACAAAGGCAGGGAAGUACACCGACAUAGAGUUAAGCGCUUGAGAGUCACGACACUAAGCCCUAGCUCUACUUCACUGAAAUGCCCCAUUGAAUGAGGGACUAUUUAAUUUUCAAUCGAACUACAGGUGGAGGUACUAGUUGACUCACCAAUUGAGCCACUGUCGUGCAGCCUCUAAUCUGUACCGCAGAGGAACGCGACGAUCGACGUUGUUGCUUGAUCUAUUUUUCUCACCAAAGGUCGCGAAAGGUGAUGAAGGAGAUGGUGGGCAACCGCCAGGAUAACGAGGAAGAUCUCGAACAUGGGACAGAUCGAAUAGAAGCGGAGAAAACUAAGGUCUUCAUGAAGGAUAAGGGGUGGAUUGAUGAAAGGUGGUAAGGUGUUAUCGAGCACCUAGUAGUUUCUGCCGUAGUCGAUUAUUCUUUGAAAAGUCUUCUGAGUUUGUAUUUGUCCAAUGACAUGUUCAUCAGCAAGAUCAACGUCAAGAACGUCAAUGUUGUUUCUAGUAGUAGUUUAUUAUGCAACUACUUGUUGUAGUUGUUCUAGUCAUUAUGAUUAUUCAAAUACCGAUCUUAUUCUAUCAAAAUCAAGAAAAAGCAUUAUCGGCCCCUGCUAUGUGGCACCAGUCGUGGAUGUACUUGUAUGAAUCCUCAUAAAGAAAUAGUGAAAGGCUCUGAUAAACGCGUGUCGCCACUUCUUAUAUCUACUUCAUAUUUAUAAUCUCAUAGCACAUUCUCCGUCUCCCCGCUGUGCUCGUUCUGAUUAUUUAUUUUCCUUGUGCACGGCUAGUUCUCUGUCUUUGAUUAAUCACCGUCUAGAAGUUCACACACUAUUUCAUAGCACCUUCAUCAUUCUUCUUAUUUCAUAGCUUCUCCUCAUGAUUGUUCGCAUUUUUCGUUGCAUAAGAUUUGGCCUAGUCCCUGUUCCGUCAACACAAUUUCUUGGGUCCGCCCUGUCCCAUUCCUCGAUCUUCAUUGUGUCUACCACUUAUACUUUUGCAAACAAAU